AUGAAUACAUUGCUUUGUGCCCCAAUUCAGAGUCAGAUUCAGAUGCAACAGAGCGAGUUUUCAAGUACAGAACCCAGCCAUGAAAGGGAACACCAAAACGACCAGACAGUCAUCUAUUCAGAUGAAAAUCAGAUGGACCUGACAGCUAGUCACACCUUAAUAAUUGAAAAUGACCUUUUAGAUUGUGCCAAAAAGGAAAAAUCCACCAAGAUAGAUACCACAUCAUUUCUGGCUAGUUUAAAGCUCCACACUGAAGAUGCAAGAAUGAAGAAAGAAUCAAAUGUUUCCAUGGAUCAAAAUAAUUCUUCAGAAAAGAAAGUAGAUUUCAAUGACUUCAUAAAAAGAUUGAAAAUGGGCAAGUCUUAUACUUCUCCUUUCGAAGAGUCUAAUAAAGAAAAUUAUGAACCACCUAUUUGUACCAAAGAAUCUACUAAUGCCUCUUCUGUACAUGUAUCACUUAAUGAAGAGGAGAAUGGCAGUGAUCGGACAAGAAUCUUUAGAGAACAAGAUGAUGGGAUGAAUUUUACUCAGUGUCAUACAGCCAAUAUUCAGAAUUUCGUUCCUGUAUCCAGUGAUGCUACCAUAAAUGAAGCUACAGGUGAUGGUAUUACUAUUUGUGACAAUGAUUGCAUGGACUUAACUCUUAACCACACCAUACAGAUUUUACCUUCAGCAGAAGAUAAUUUAUCUAAGAUCGAAAAUCAAAACCAGAAUGUCAGUAUGGAUGCUACAACACUUGACGGAACUAAUGCUCUAGGAAAGAAGAAAGUCCUUAGGAGUAGAAUGAAUGCUGCAUUUAAAGACUCUACCUUAAGCACUGAAGAUAAAAUUAUCAAAAGUCAGAUGGGAGCAGAAACUCACAUAGUCACACAGACCUGUGACCAAAAUGUCAAAAAUUUGGCUAUGAUCUCAGAAUCGACAUCUUCCACUUGGACUAUUGAUGAUCACAAGACAGUUUUUUAUUCUACUUGCAGUGAUGCCAUGGAACUGACCAGAUGUGUUUCUAGUAUGUUAGAGGGGAAAAGUUUACCAAAGCAUGAUGAUAAUAAUUCUAAAAUGUGUCCCAGUUCAAAUGCCAUCUCUCUUCUCACAGAAAAAACAUUUUAUUCAGGAAAUGAUGGUAUGGAUAUUACCAGAAGUCACACAGUUGCUAUAGAUAAUAACAUUUUUACACAUGAUCAGAUAAAUGUACAGAUAGAGGCUGCACCAAUGUCUGAAAAAGAAAUGAUGCUUCAAAAUCACACAGGGGACGGAAAUAUUAAUGUAAAUUAUGGCUCCAUUCCUGACGUAGCUAAGGAAUGUUUACAACAUAGCCUAGGAAAUUUUUUUUCUAUUUCAUUGACUGACAGAAAGACAGAUGAAGAUAUGGAUUUGACUAAAUGUCACACAGUUAACUUAGGCUGUCAAGUGCCCCUUGCAGCUAAUAAUUUAGCACCCAAGGAUGCUAGUAGAUUUAACUCAGAUGAAAGUGACAGAAUGAAUAAAAACCACAUUGAACCUUCAUCACAACUAAAUGUGGUAUCUGAAAAUAUCUUAACGACCACCUGGGGCAAAGAAAAAGAUAAAGUUUCAAAUAUUUCAUGCUAUCUUGAGAAAGAUUUUCCUCUCUUGGUUGACUGUAAUCAGAACAUAGAAAAAACCUAUAAAAUAACCUCUAAUAGAGAUCUUGAUAAAAAAGUAGAAUUGGAAAUGAAUAGAAAUAUGGUUUCAGGUGAACAACCUUUUUCUGCCACAAAGCCUUCAUUUUCAUCAGAGAGACAAGUAUUUCUUAAUACUGUUGUUAAUAGCCAUAUUGUAGUACCAGGUGAGAAUGCUAACCUAUCUGAACCACUGAGAAAAAGUUUAGACAGCUCUACGCUUAACUGUUCUCAUGACAAGAUGGCUGUUUGUGGAGUGGAGGAAGAAAAUAUGGAUUUAACAAAAAAUGAUACUGUCACUGGAUUUGAUCCUUCUGAAGUUCAAGGACUUAAUAAAAUUAAGUUAGAACACACUAAUGGUCAGCUAAUAACAGUAAGCAAACAGAUAUCUGUAGAAGUUGAAAAAUGUAAGAAAAAGCCUGUAGAAAAAACUGGACUCUUUACAUCUAGUAAUAUGGAAGGAGAGGACAAAAUUGUACAGCAACCUGGAUAUCUGAAUGAAGUACAAAAUGUCAAAACUUUCGGAAGGAAAAGUGUUGGUGGACAAAAAAAUGAUAAGACUAUUGUUUUUUCAGACGGUGAUGAGAAUGAUAUGGAUAUCACCAAAAGUUAUACCUUAGAGAUAAAGCAUAAACCUUCAUUAGGUGAAGAUGAUUCUCAUUCGAUGUUUAUUUCAGGAACCUCUAAAACUGUUCUGUAUACAUGUGGGCAGGAUGACAUGGAAAUCACUAGAAGUCACACAAAUCCCUUAGAUUGUAAAACUGCUUCACCAGCUAAAAUAAGUCCUAGGCCCUUGGACAAGACUGUAAUGUUUGUAGAUGAUGUCAGUGAUCUAGAUAUGACAAAGGCCCACACCAUCUUCACUGAUUACCAAGCAAAUGAGGGAACUGUGCUGCCAGUCAAACCUGACUUUGAGCUACCCAAAGUGAACAGCCUACAGAUACCAAAAGUGACGUCUAUUUCUGAUGAGAAAAAUAUUUUCUUGCCAGAGGAUGAUGAAAAUGGUCAUCCAGCAACAAAAUUCAGCCCCCUAACUAUAAAGGUGGAAGGAUCUAAUAAUGAUCCUGUAGAAAGAGCUGAAGCAUUUAUAGGCCAUGAAAAUAUGGAGAUGUCUAAGCUUAUGACUUGGAAGGAUGACAAAGAUAAACAGAAACCUGGAUUUCUAAAUGAAACUCAAUCAGGUCACAGUCAGAGAAAGAAAAAUCUUAGUCUCAAGAAUGAUAAGACUAUUCUAACUUUAGAGGGUGAUGAAAAUGAUAUGGAUAUCACUGAGGGUUGUAUGGUGGAAAUAAAUAAUAAAAAUGUCCCAGAAGAUCAAAAGGACUCCCACUUGAUGCCAGAGGCAGAGUCUUCUAAAACUGUUCUGUAUACAUGUGGGCAGGAUGACAUGGAAAUCACUAGAAGUCACACAAGUCCCUUGGAAUAUAAAAUUGUGUCGACAGAUGAAAUGCCUCCUAGGCCCGUGGACAAAACUGUAAUGUUUGUAGAUGAUCAUAAUGAUCUAGAAGUCACCAGGUGUCACACUGUUUUUACUGAUUGUCAAACUGUGGAGCAAUCACUACCAAAAUACCCUCAAUUUGAAAGAACAAAAGAAAGAAACUUGGGUGUUUCUUUUCCUAAAGAUAAUAGUUCUGUUCAAGAAGUCACUAAAAAACAAGCACUAGACAUAGACAAAACUAUUCCUCUCACUGAAAAACAGUGUCAUGUGAUACCCUUUGUACCUAAUGUAUUACCUGGGGGUCAAAGUGAGGUGAAAAUCACCAAAUUCCAAAGUACUGCUGUGAAUGAAGAGGCCCUGAAGAAGGUUAUAGAUUUGGACUGUACAUUGAGAAAAGACCAAACUGAAAACUGUCACUUAAAUAGAAGAAAUGUGGACUUUACACGUAGUCAUGGAAUGGUUACUUCUGGAUCCAGUGAUUCCUGUUUACCAAAUGUAAUUUGUGUUGUUAAUAUGGAGGAGAAUAUCAUGACCUUGUGUGAUAAAGAGGAGGAGAAAGCUAGUAAUUGCACUAGGCAAAGUGAUUUGACAAGUGAAUAUUAUGUGAAAUGUGAGGAAUUGCCUAUCUCUACUUCAAGUCCUUUGUUAGAGAAGGGAAAAAUUACUCAAGUCAGUAACAAAGAACAAUUAGACUAUGUCCUAACACAGCCCCAAAAUCAAGAGAACUUAGUUAAGGAACCCCACAAUCUCUUAGCUAAUCAAGAUCUAAGGGAGAUGAAUAAAUUUAAUUUUAAGCUUUCAAAUGAUCAAAUGGAAGACUUUAUUGAUAAUGCAGAACAAAAUAACUUAAAAAUGACCUUUGUUGAGGUUUGUGUUGCUUCUCAGCCUCAUUUUUCAACUGUAUCUUCAUUACCUCGAGAAGGAGAAAAUAUUGUCAAUAAAGAGCAGAUAAUGUUUUCUAAAACUGGACAUGAGAAUUUAAAUAGUGUUCCAGGAAUCACCUCUCUUCCCGCAUGUGAAAAUGUGAAGAAUGAGAGAGAGUUUACCAUAGCCUAUAAAAAGGAAUUGAAGAAAAAUAUACCAACAGCUAAAUGUGGUGAAGAUACAGAUUUCUGCAGCAGCUUACACUUGACUCAUAUUCAUGCUAGAGAGCCAUCAGAUGGUAGGAUUGCAUCUGAUGCUCCAAGUUAUAGUAAUGUCAAACCAAAUCUGAAUCAUUUGGAAGAGAAAACUGAAGAUAUUUUAGAUUUUCCAAGUCAUGUACAACCACCUCCAGAACAGUUACCUGUUUUAGCAAAUAAAGUACCCAAUAUAAGUAUAGUGCAUGCCACAGGCAAAUGUAAUACUGACAUAGUAUCCAGCAAUGCUUCUGCUGAUAGAAAUGAAGAAAAUAAGAAUUCUCAUAGUGGAGCUGAAGUCAACUCUGAAUCAUCAAUGAAAGUUGUAAAAGAUAAAAAUAAAGUGAGAAAAUGUUCUUUGGGAAUCUUUUUGCCCAGAUUGCCAAACAAGAGACAUUAUAGUGUCAGUGGUAUGGAUGACCUGGAGCAGAUUUCUGCCAACAUCACUGAUUUAAAUCACUUAGAAACUCGUCCUAUCUGUAACAAAGAUUCAGGCAUUGAGUUUGUUUCCACUAAGCUAAAUCUAAGUCCAUCUCAGUAUAUAAAUGAAGAAAAUCUUCCUGUGUGUCCUGAGAUUAAUUCUUCUGACUCAAUUAGCAUAGAAACUGAAGCAAAGACUUUAAUUGAGACAUACCAAAAAGAGAUUUUACCAUCUGAAAAUCAAGCAGAAGAACCCUGUACUAGUCAAAAAAGAACUUGGGUACAAGAUGAUGAUGAGGAUGAUACUCAAAAUGAGAAAAAAGUCAGAAAAAAUGAGAUUGGGCCUUGUGAUCACAAAGAUCAGGAUCAGCAGAUAAGUGAUUGCCAUCCUGAAGGGGAUAUUGAUAAAAAUGUCAGCAGUAUGUUGAUGAAAAGCCUGAGCAGGACCCCGUCUAGUUGCAGCAGCUCUUUGGAUUCAAUCAAGGCUGAUGGGACUUCUCUCGACUUCAGCAGUAAGAUGUCAAUAAAAGCUUAA
Elephantulus edwardii (Cape elephant shrew) is the source of this 5148-nucleotide messenger RNA. RefSeq names its product cancer susceptibility candidate 5 (gene KNL1). Gene Ontology annotation, biological process: cell division; attachment of spindle microtubules to kinetochore; protein localization to kinetochore. The transcript is spliced from 3 exons. The record is from RefSeq and is a predicted model, not a curated record. Lineage: Eukaryota; Metazoa; Chordata; Mammalia; Macroscelidea; Macroscelididae. Gene Ontology annotation, cellular component: nucleus. Bases 1 to 5148 code for a protein of 1715 amino acids.